AUGAGCUGCGACGGAGCCGACUUGGAGACUCCAAUUGUGGCCGAUGUGGAUGGGGAGGCUUGUCGUGCUCGUGACCUGCGUUUGCAGGAUCUCAAGGAGGAGUCUGCCGAAGAAUUUGAAUUGAGCUUUUUUGGUGGACGAGUUACACACGGUGCACGAGUGAAAAGAGCACUCCAGGUGACGGGUUUGCUGCUUUUGGGACUUGCACUAUUCUUUUGUCUCUUCAGAGAUCGGACACUGAUCCCAACGAUGAAAGAAGAGUUCGCACCACUCAAUGCUGCAGAAUUGGGGGCCAACGCGACCGAAAAUGCAACAAUCAAUGAGGCAAAGAAAGAGGCAACGAAAGAGAAAGAGGCUCCAAAAGACUGUCACACAGCAGUCCCGGGAGAUUCUUGCUACGGUGCUGUGCUUUGGCACAAGUGGAUCGGGCUGAUCGAACAACCGUUCAAGUACAACAUCACAAGGCAGGCCAAUCGCCAUACGGUUCAAGAAUGGCUUUGGCAAAACAAGCAAGCGGGAUGCCAACGCCCCUGCCCAGGCGAAUAUCCAGUCCCGACAGUACCAUCAGCGGCAGCUCCAAGAAUCUACUGCUUCUCAGUGGCCCGCGGCGGUGAAGAAAUGGAUGCAAUGUUUAUGCAGCGUCAGAGUGGCACUGGAAUUUUUGGCUGCAACGGGUAUGAUGUGUACAGUGAUCAGAGCAUUAAUAUUGAUGGAUAUAUGACCAAACUCAUCCCUUCUACCGCAGCCGGAGUCAGCGUUGAUCAGACAGCAGCGAAUUCACAGGUCUUCAUGAAAACCUGGCUGGACAUUCUCAAUGGCAAUUUUUGGUACACGUACGAUUUCCUCGCGAAGGUGGAUCCAGAUGCCGUCCUAUUUGCUGAUCGCUUGCGUUGGCACGUUCAAUCACGUGUGGGGCAGAACGUCUUCUUUCUGAACUGUGCUGUCCAUGCGCCAGCCAUGUAUGGAGCAGUAGAGGUCUUCUCAAAAGCAUCCUUGGGGGCAUACAAAGACUCGCAUGCUCGUUGUGAGCAAUCGCUUCCCUUCUGGUCUUGGGGUGAAGACAGGUACAUGCAAGAGUGCCUGAAGAUGUUGGGGGUAGUGCCAAUUUCCGACUACAACAACAAUGUACGCGACGCGCGCUGCUGGGGAUCUGAUUGUGGCAACAAAGGUGCGGUGGCCUUCCAUGCGUACAAAACGGUGAACAGUUGGUACCAUUGCUACCUGGCAUCCGCAUGA
This is a messenger RNA of Durusdinium trenchii, 1236 nucleotides long. The record is from the annotation of a GenBank genome assembly. Lineage: Eukaryota; Dinophyceae; Suessiales; Symbiodiniaceae.